Messenger RNA from Drosophila busckii, 1045 nucleotides. It is a transcript of the gene MED30, whose product is annotated as mediator of RNA polymerase II transcription subunit 30. NCBI's taxonomy places the organism in Eukaryota, Metazoa, Arthropoda, Insecta, Diptera, Drosophilidae. Gene Ontology annotation, biological process: positive regulation of DNA-templated transcription. Gene Ontology annotation, cellular component: mediator complex. The transcript has a single exon. The record is from RefSeq and is a predicted model, not a curated record. Bases 41 to 997 code for a protein of 318 amino acids. Gene Ontology annotation, molecular function: transcription coregulator activity.
UUGGUUACAUUUUGUUUGCUGUUUGAUCAUUGUUGUUAAAAUGUGGAAAUAUGGACAAAAUCAGAUGAACCAGGGGCCACCAGGUGGUGGUGGUGGAGGACCACCCAAUAUGAUGCCCAUGGGUGGAUUCAUGCAGGGCGGUGGUGGCAUGCAUAUGUCGCCGCAACAAAAUCAGAUGAACAUGAUGAAUCCCAAUGCCGGCCCUGUAGGCCCUGGUGGACCGCCUGGAAUGAUGCAGGGCAUGGGCAUGUCACCGCAACAUCAGCAACAAAUGCAGCAACAACAAAUGAUGCAAGGCGGUGUGGGCGUGCCAAUGGGUAAUAUGCCACCACAACAAGCAAUGCAGCAACAAAUGAUGGGAGCAAUAGGUCCACAGCAAGGAGUUGGUAUGGCUGGUCCAGGAGGACCGCCACAACAACAACAAGGAAAUAUGCCACAGCAACAACAACAACAGCAGCAGCAACAUAAUCCACAACAACUACAACAUAAUGCACCUAUCGGCGCAGCUGGCGCUGGAGGCGGUGGCAGCAAUAUGCUGGCUAUAUCGCAACCCAAUCCGCACAAGGAAAUCAACAUAGUGCAGCUAUCACGUUUGGGGCAGGAGACUGUGCAGGAUAUAGCCUCACGUUUUCAGGAGGUAUUCUCCGCGCUAAAGAACAUACAACCCACCUCACAUCGGGAUAACAAUACGGAGAAGAAAGUGCAGGAAUACUUUAGGACCAUACGACUGCUCUUUAAGCGUGUACGCAUCAUCUAUGAAAAGUGUAAUGAUGCGGGAAUGGACUACAUGAACGCCGAAACCUUAAUACCCUACAGAGAUGAGCCUGAUCCGCGCAUAGAGCCUUCACAGUGCGAUGAGUAUCGCAAGGUGUUGCAGGAGAAUCAGGAGUUAAUCGAAACAGUAAAACUGAAAAAUCGUCAGCUGCGUGAGAUUAUAGACAGAACACGCAUUAUAAUAUGGGAAAUAAAUACUAUGAUGGCAAUGCGUCGUUCUUAAAUUAAUCUAUUUCAAAUUUAUGCAAAUAAAACGUAAAUAAGCAACAAA